UCUUUUAACACUCAAAACAAACCAAUUAUCAACCUCCGAUCCACCACCGCCAUGGCUUCACCACCACCACCACCACCACCCUCCGCCGCCGCCGUCAAUCCAUCAAAUCACCACCACCUCCACCCCGUCCAGGUCAAAACCUCCUCCCCACGCUUCCCACCUUCCCCCGCCACCCCAAACUCCAUCUCCGCCAUCUCCCCCUCCUCCCGCCGCAUCGCGAUCGCCGUCGACCUCAGCGACGAGAGCGCCUACGCCGUCAAAUGGGCCGUCGAGAACUACCUCCGCCCCGGCGACACCGUGAUCCUCCUCCACGUCCGCUCCACCUCCGUCCUGUACGGCGCCGACUGGGGCUCCUCCACCCCCACCACCGCCACCGCCUCCACCAACAACCCCUUCUCCAAGACCUCCCCGCAGCAGAUGGAGGAGGACUACGACAACUUCACCGCCGCCAAGGCCAACCACCUUGCCCAGCCGCUCGUGGAGGCGCACGUGCCGGUCAAGAUCCACAUCGUCAAGGACCACGAUAUGAAGGAGCGGCUCUGCCUGGAGGUUGAACGGCUGGGAUUGAGCGCCGUCAUUAUGGGGAGCCGUGGGAUUGGUGCUUCGCGGCGGAGCAGCAAAGGCAGGCUUGGUAGCGUCAGCGAUUACUGCGUGCAGCACUGCGCUUGUCCGGUGGUGGUGGUUCGGUAUAAUAAUCACGACGAUAAAUCCGAGGCGGCGGCGGCGGCGGAGGAGAAGGAGGUGGAGGAAUUUCACGAUGCCGAUGAUCAACAAAAGUGAUGAAAGGUUUCUCUCUCUCAUUUUACCCCCCACUUCUUUUUCUUUUUUUCUUUUUUGCCCCCAUAAAUUUG
This is a messenger RNA of Erythranthe guttata (spotted monkey flower), 851 nucleotides long. The record is from RefSeq and is a predicted model, not a curated record. NCBI's taxonomy places the organism in Eukaryota, Viridiplantae, Streptophyta, Magnoliopsida, Lamiales, Phrymaceae.